Drosophila pseudoobscura is the source of this 2365-nucleotide messenger RNA. Its product is annotated as flocculation protein FLO11-like. Lineage: Eukaryota; Metazoa; Arthropoda; Insecta; Diptera; Drosophilidae. Gene Ontology annotation, molecular function: DNA binding. The transcript is spliced from 2 exons. The record is from RefSeq and is a predicted model, not a curated record. Bases 129 to 2000 code for a protein of 623 amino acids.
CAAAGCCUAUCGGAUGUUCUUUCUUUUUAUCACCCGGAUUUGUGCAAGUCGUGGAUUUUUUCUCCGUUGUGUUUAUUAGUUAAUGCACUUGCUUAAUCUUGUCACUGUAUAAGUGUAUUCGCUGUACAAUGGAAUGCAGCACCAACGAGUUGAGCGGCUCUGGCAGCGGCAGCCUCAUCGGCCGUUGCCCAUAUCGCACCGUUCGUGCCAAAGGAGUAGGCGGAGUCCAGCAGCUUCCAAUGAAGAAGGCUGGCACCAAACAGCGUCUGACCAGACAGACGCGCGAUAAGUCCAUGACUCUGGCUGCCGCUCGUAUUGCCCCAACAUCCCCAGUGAAGAUGACUCCAGUGCCCAAGUGUAUGACCACCAGGAAUCAGGCUCGGAGGCAGAUUAUAACAGCAGCUACCAAUAAAUAUGCAAACUCAGAUCGACCAGUGGACGAUAUAUAUCCACGUCCAAAAGCUCCGACUACGGCUACGUCACAGUCCAAGCCAGGCAUUACCAUUUCGGGUCGCGGUAGCGUCGUGGGCAGAACUGGCAAGAUCCCAGUCUCAAGUCCAAAGCCAAGCAGUCAAGGCUUAGUCUCGGUUAAAGCUUUACCACCACGCUCAAGCCAAGUUUCAACAUUAAAACCAUUCGCCAAGGCAACCCCUGCCUCCACAUCCAGCUCUAUGACGGCGUCCACCGUGGUUGUGCCCUCCACGCCCACAGUCUCAAGCAGCAGCCAGGUGACUGCCAGUCCAUUGGCGAGCACGGUCGGAGCUGAAGUGGGAACCACCACGACUAGCUCUUUCGUGACAGUAAAAUCCAGAGGCGAGAAAGAAAUGCAGACAGAGCGCCUGGACAUAUUCACUGAUCAGCACUUUUUAGAGAUUGUACGCCCACAGAUGGCGGAAAUGAAUCCCCGCCAGAAGUUAAACUUCAAGAAAAAGGUACUCCAUUCCUUAAUAGAAACCUUUGAUGAUGCCACUGACUUCCCAAAUGCUGAGGAGCUACAGCACUUCAACAUUAAUACACCUUCUGGCUUUGAAGACGUCUCGGAUGGUGAGAUGCGCCUGAUGCGAGAGCUAGCGAGUCUGGUUUGUUCCGCCAAGCGCUCGGACGCAAUCUCAAAGUCCACUCCUCUGCCUGUCGUCGCGGACACUCUGCGCCCGGUGGUUCAACCCAAAACCCCAGCUCCUGUGCCAGUUCCACAACCGUGCUACGUCAUUCGGCGCACCACCACACAGGGCAAAGUAGUAAACGUGGUCACGUCUUCGGAGGAGAAGGAGAAGGAGAUCGGGCGCAACGCCAAGCCGAGCGGCGCGGUCACGAUCGUCAGUCUCGGUGUUAAUAGCCCCACGGAAGAGCUGGGCAAGAAGAGCGCCAGCAACUGUUCCGGGGCCAGCGUCAGUCGUGUUUCCCGGGCUCCUAUGGGUGGAUCCAGGAAAGUCACAGAGGGCGCCUCCCCGAUGAACACCCCAUUCGGCUCGACCCCACCACAGGUGUUGCUCGCUAAGCACGGACCCCUCAAGGUACGCACAAAGCCCAGUGAAUUCUCCGUCUGCGAGCCCAUGCUGACUUUGGGCAUGGGCAUGGGCAUGGUCCCAGACUACCAGCGGCCCCGCUACUCCAGGACCGUCGCACCUGGCCCCGGAUCUAUAGCUGGCCAAGCAGCAGCUGCCGCUGCCCCACACGACAGAAAGAUGAGGAAGUCGACAGGUAGCGUAUCCGCCAGCCAGGAGCAGCCCCCGCCGCCCGGCUUGGCUCUCAAAGGCCUCUUGCAGCCCAAGCCGGCCACCGGGUCCCCCCUGUCAGGUGGGCCCGGCCUUUCCCUGAAACGGAGCCUUCCCUUGGCCAACGCCCAAAAAAGCAUGGCUGAUGUGGUAGCCGAUCCGCAAGAGCAGGAAAUGCGUCGAACCCAAGGUUCAGAAGAGUAUAUGGAGACCGCUGGUACCAUCGCAGCCAAUGACUUAUCGGGCUUGCUGAAGGAAGAUUUUGACGACAUUUUGGGCAUGUAAGGCAAUCCGAGAGUCCGAAUAAACCUUGACGCAUGCUUGAGAUAAUACAUUUGAAUACUAUACAUUUAUAGUCCCAAAAGAACACUGAAAGUUUGUAUGACAACAUUUUUAAUUUUCUAUUCGUAUAAUUGAUUCCAAUACUUGACAUUCGGAUAACCAUUAAAUACAUCACACGAAUGAGUUAUGAAAUUAUAUACAUAGAUGACUGUCUAUUUGGACACUCGAGUAUGUACAAUACAGUAUAAAUGACGUGUGUAUUAACUAUCAACUGACAAUUUGUGGUUAAAUCAAAUUCUUAAUUCUUUUCAAUCCUUGAUUUUUUGCAUUCAUUUAAAUAAAAGUUGUGAACAUUGUAAACAUUGCAA